AUGUUCUAUUAAAUAAUAAUAUUCAUACUAACACUUCUCAAGUGUUUAGCAUCUAACUAUUAAGAUAUGGUCUUCAAAAAUGUAAUUAGUGACUCUACCAUCAAAUUGAGUGCUUGUUUUAUUAAUUAAAACUUUUUUGCGUUAUGCUCAAAAUAAUCAAACAAUUAACCUUCUUCCUUAUCAGUAUAUGACUUAAACGGCAACUUGAUUCAAACACAAGCUACAAAUUGUGUUUAUAUCGGAUAUAUUGGAGACAACGAAAUAGCCCAUUUAGACUCAUCAUACAACUUUUAUACUUAUAAGCUCAAUCCAAGCUAUCAGCUCGAAAAAUCAUAAUAAUUACCUUCUCCUUAUACAUUUGGUAAAAGCAAUUAUGCUAUUUUUGAUAUUGAAUACCUCUCCUAAAAUAAGUUUGCAGUAGGAGUUGGUUAACCAAUUAAUGUUUAAAAUUCUUUUUAAGUACUAAAUGGGUAUUAUUAGGUUUACUAGAAUUAUCAAAUUUACAAGACAAUCUCAAAAUGCUAAACACUUAAUAAAGGAAUAUUUGAUACUGGAAGUUAGAAUGGAGAUAAUACUUUUAUUUCAUGCAACGAUUAAUUUUUGUUGGGCUAGUAUAAUCCAUUAAAUAAUCUACCAUCAAUUCCUAUUUAUUUAUCAACAUACACUUAAGCGCUUAUUACCUAAUACUCUGCUCAAAAUAGUCAAUUUAUUAUUGAAACCAUAAAUGAUAAUGAAAUUAUGUAGUAAUUAAUUGAAUAUAAUGGUCAUCUUGGUUUUACGCUAUUGUAAUAGAAAGUAGUAUAGAAUAGUUCUGUAAUGAUUGCCCAAAUAAAUAGCAAAAAUGUAUUUAUUCAACAGAAAUAGAUAAUUGCAUACGAUUAAGCGUUUACCAACAAUUAGCAGGCUUACACUUUUAACUUGAAUUCUCCUUCAGAUCUAAUAUAAAGUGGAUAUUACCUUCCUGAUCAGGAUAAAAUACUUUGUCUAACAUUAAACAACCAGAUUUAUCUUUUAGAUUAGAAACAAUGUAACACUGGUUCUUUUUAUUCAACUUCGUAGCAAAAAUGCGUUUUUUGUGAUUCUUCUUGCAAAACUUGUACUUAAUAAGGAAGCUGUAGUAGCUGCGAUUAAAGUUAAAAUAAGGCAUUGAGUUCUUCUACAAAUUUAUGUGUUUGCUAAAAUAAUUUUUAUUCUUAAAAUUCUAAUGGCUAGUGCAUAGCUUGCCCUUCUUAUUGUCAAAAUUGUUCUAUUUAAAACUCUUAGAUGAUUUGUGCCUCAUGCCCAAAUUACUAAAGUCUUAAUAGAAAUAAUGAUUAAACCUGUUCUUGCGCUUCAGGAUAUUACCAGUAAAACGGUUAAGCUUUUUGCUCUAAGUGCAUAGAUGGGUGUUAAUAAUGUAAUUCUAACUUAUCAUGUUAGCUAUGUAUGCCAAAUUAUUUUCUAAAUGGCUAGGGUUAAUGUAUGCCAUGUCCGUCUUAUUGUCAAAACUGCUCAAUUAAUAAUUCUUAAAUGAUUUGUAGCUCAUGUCCAAAUUAUUAGACUUUUAAUAGGAAUAAUGAUUAAACUUGCUCCUGUGCUUCAGGAUAUUACUAAUAGAGUGAUUAAGUUUCUUGUUCUAAAUGUAUAGACGGAUGCUAAUAAUGUAAUUCUAGCUAAAUUUGCUAACAAUGUAUGCCAAAUUACAUGAAAAAUAGUGAAGGUAAAUGCAUAGCUUGUCCAUCUUAUUGUCAAAAUUGCUCAAUUUCUAAUUCUUAAAUGAUUUGUAGCUCAUGUCCUAAUUAUUAAGCUCUUAAUAGGAAUAAUGACUAAACUUGCUCUUGUGCAUUGGGGUAUUAUUAAUAGAUUGGUUAAAAUUCUUGUUCUAAAUGUAUAGAUGGGUGUUAGUAAUGUAAUUCAAACUAAAUUUGCUAACAGUGUAUGCAAAAUUAUUAAUUAAAUGAUUAAGGAUAAUGCUUAAGAGUUUGUCCAAAGAAAUAAUACUACAUUUCUCCUACGUAAUGUGGGACCUGUUUUGAUUAAACAAACUGUUUAAGUUGCACGGAUAGCGGAUAAGCUAGUUGUACAUAAUGUGGAAACAAUACUUUCUUGUAGUAAGGAAUAUGUGUAAAUUAAUGCGGUAAUGAAUUUUUCAUUUCUGAUAUCUCAAAUAAGACUUGCAAAAGUUGUUAAAGCACAUAAAUAAAUUGUAACUAAUGCAGUUACAAUUAGAAUACUCAAAUAUUUACUUGCUAAAAAUGCGAAGUUGGAUUCGAACUAUCAAGCUCAAACAUUUGUGUUCCUAUUUGUCCUUAAUCAUAUAAUUUGAACCCAUCCACUAAUUAAUGUGAAAAAUGUCUAGUAUAGAAUUGCUUAUCUUGUCCUUCAUCAUUUAAUACUUGUUCUAAAUGCGCAUCUAAUUAUUAUUUACUAGGAAAUAAUUCUUGCGUUUAAUAAUGUCCUUAAAAUUAUAGUGCUAAUAGUAAUAACGAGUGUAUUUAAAUAAUUAAGCAAAACCUAUUAAUAAGUCUUGAUUCUCAAGAUAAGAACUCUAUUUAAAUAUCACUUAGUGCUUAAGUCUAAUAAAUUUUAGAGUUAUAAAAUAAAAUAUUAAUAAACAUAAAUAAUCUCUCUCAAAACUAAUUUACUUACAAUUCUUCAUUAAUAAAUAACUAAUAAAUUUCAAUCAGCAUAUUUCCAAUUAACCAAAUAGAUGUUAGUUAAAAUGUUACAGUUUUUAUGGAUAACUAGCUUUUAAAUAAUUUUAACUUUGCUUAUCAGAAAAAUCCAAUUCUUGUUCACUUAUAUAAAAAAGAAGAUGAUAAGCCAGUCGAUACUCAUAUUUCUUAAUAGCUAAGCGAUGCAAGCAAAGCUGCUUCAACUAUAACAUUCAUUUCCAUGAUACCACUAACAAUUACUGGUUCAUUUUGGAUUAUUUCUUCUCUUUUAGACAUCUGUUAACUUAUUUAUUUGAACUUAUUCAUUAAUACAAAAAUAUCUUCAGAAUUAAGACAAUUCUUGGAAUCUUAAAAGAGUUUUGAAAUACCAUUCUUCAAUUAUUUCUCAACAUUGCCUAACUACAAAAAAAUACAUUAUUAAUCUGAUGAGAUAUUUGAAGAAAAUGAAUAUCAAGGAUUCCUUCUUAGUAAUCUAGGUGAUUCUCUUUCUUUAUUGAUAACUCUGCUGUCUCUUAUGCUCAUUUUACAUCUCUUAGCAUUGAAAUUCAAAGACACAAAGUACGUAGGCAGAUAUCUCGCCCUUAUUAAAAAUAACCUUGUUACACCUUUUGUAAUUUUAGAUUUACUUUGGAGUGUCUACUAAGAUAUAGGAUUCUCUACUAUUUUACAGUUGUUCACUGUAUAAUAACCUGAAUAUGUUGAAGAAUAUCUAAAUUACUUUAUAUUUGGAUUAUCUUUUAUUUUCUGCUUCUUCCCUUUUGCACUAAUUUAUCCUCUAAAAUAUAAAAAUUACCCCAUUCUAGAGUAAGCAAUGGGCGAACAUCUCAGAAAUAGCUUCUAUAAAAUAUUUCUUUAUUUCAGAAAAUUCCUUUAUGUGAUAAUAGCCGGAGGAUUACAAAUUAGUAUAAAUGCUUAAAUAGGACUACAAAUUGGAUUACAUUUUUGCUCUUUAAUAAUUUUAUUUUGUGUGAAGCCUUACAAAUAAAAGUUUUAUAAUUACAAAGAAAUUUUAUAAGUAACUUUCUUUCUUGCAUCUUCAAUAUCUUAUGCAAUAAUGAUACAAUAAAGUGAUGACUUAAAAGAAUAAGAUCAAAAAGAUUAUCUAACGAUGCUAGGUUGGAUUAUAAUUUCAUUCUUUAGCAUAAUAAUCUUGUCUGAUUUUAUUAGUUGUAUAAAAGAGGUUUAUACCAUAUUAAAAAAAUUUAUUUAAAAAAUAAAAUAAAGUAAAAACAUCAAUAAAAUUCAUCCUUAAAUUAACUCUGCUAAAUCUAACUAUGAAUCUAAUACUAAGAAUAUUUUCAGCAAUGAAAAUUUUAAAUUAUAAGAUUCAAUUGAUACAAUUGAGACUAUUAGAAAAAAAAGAUCUAGAAAAAAUAAAAAUGGAUUUGUCAAAGAAGUGUUUAAUCAAUUACAAAACCAUAAAAUUUGUGUAAAAAAUGAUGAGAAUAUUUAAUAGAAAAAAUCACAUUUUAUUAACUCUUAAAUGAAUUUAAAUUAAAAAUCUUCUAACCUUACUUGUAUUGAAAAAGAAUUGUAAAAAAUCUAAAUAAAUAGCAGAAUUUAAGAAAAUAGCGACAACAAAGAAGUACCUAGCAUGCAAUAUGAUAAUAUGAGUUGUAGUACAUUUAGACCAAGUUUUAGUUGA
Molecule: messenger RNA, 4299 nt
Organism: Tetrahymena thermophila SB210
Lineage: Eukaryota; Ciliophora; Oligohymenophorea; Hymenostomatida; Tetrahymenidae
Product: transmembrane protein, putative
Exons: 14
Source: RefSeq, a predicted model, not a curated record